Entrophospora candida is the source of this 1470-nucleotide messenger RNA. The record is from the annotation of a GenBank genome assembly. NCBI's taxonomy places the organism in Eukaryota, Fungi, Glomeromycota, Glomeromycetes, Entrophosporales, Entrophosporaceae.
AUGGUUAAAAUAAAAUUUUUUAGAUGGUUUUUAAAGAAAAGAAAUAAAAGAGGAAACAAAAAAAUUUCCAAAAGAAUUAGAAAACAAUUAAAAAACCAACAAAAACAACAAAAGUUACAAAUAUUAAGACAAAAACGAUUAUUAAAACAACUAAAUCUAAACCGAAAUCCAUCAUACAACGCCAAAUAUGACAUAUUUCCUUCAAAUUACCCAAAUGAUUCAAAUCCUUCCAAUAUCAACAGUUCUAUUAAAAACAAUAAUAAUUCAAACCAUAUUCAACAUAAUCAAUAUGAACAAAGUAGGUUGAUACAACAACAUGAACCAAAUAAUCAACAUUUAUAUUAUUUAAUUGGACCAAACAAUAAUAAUGUAAAACAUAACAAUCAUACUAGCAAUCAUUAUAAUAAUAAUAAUUCGAGAAGCAUCAAUAAUAAUGGUUUUGACAACGAUUUUGAAAAUAAUCACAAUUCCGAAAAUAAUUAUGAUCGCAAUUUUGAAAACAAUUAUGAUCGCAAUCUAAAGAAGGACAAUUAUAAUCAUAAUAACGAAAAAGAACAAUUACCAUUAAAAAGUAAUAAUUCUUCAACAGUCUCCUUACACAACAGAGUCUCAAGAACUUUAUCAUACCUAGCAAAAUUCAAGGAUAUAAGUAUUAGAAAAUCUCGUGACUCGAAAAUCUUUUCCUCAUUAUCAUUAUCAUCAAAAAAACAAACUACUUGUCACACAUGUCAGCGAACGCUAGUUGAUAUCGGCUAUUUUACAUUAUGGUGUCAACAUUGUGAGAGUAAGAAUUUUGAAUUGAAUUACGGGACGUGGACAACUGGAAAUGAUGAUAUCGAUUGUUUCAUGUUGACAACUCAAAUAAAUGCCAAAAGUCGUUUCGAUUAUUUGGAAUGGAUUCCGUACGAUAGACUGAAAAAUAUUGAAUUUAUUGCCCAAGGUGGUUAUGGAAGUACUUAUCAGGCGAUUUGGUUGGAUGGCCCACGUGAAAAAUUUGAUAAAAAAUCAAAAACUUUUGUUCGUUGUGGUGAAUGGCGAAUUGUAUUAAAAAGUAUUGACAAUUCUGAAAAUAUAAAUUCAAAAUUCUUUGAUGAGCUCUCGAUACACUUACAAAGUGAAAAUAAUAGUGGAAAUUACAUUACAAGUGAUUGGUUGUGUAAAGUGUGUAAUAUGCCUACAUCGAAAAUCUCCAUGGAAUUUGCUGCUGCAGAUAACAUUAAAAACCAAAAGACUACCAAGCAAAUGUAUAAUGAUGAAAAUGCUUGUUAUACAAGCAGACUGUUGAAAUUUGAUGAAUUACAAAUACCAACAAAAAUUACUUUAACAAAAACCUUUGAUCCAAAAGAACUUUUGGCUGUACACAAUUACAUUAAUUUAGAACAACAAUUAAAUAAUUUAAAACAUGAAGUGUUUCAAGCCGAUAAUACUGAAAUUGCAGCUGAAGUUUAUGAAAUAUUACAAUACUGGUGA